Blumeria graminis f. sp. triticale is the source of this 966-nucleotide messenger RNA. Lineage: Eukaryota; Fungi; Ascomycota; Leotiomycetes; Helotiales; Erysiphaceae. The record is from the annotation of a GenBank genome assembly.
AUGAUAUCCUGCGCUUUUAUUUUUAUAUUAAGAUUUCUAAACCCAAAUAAACCUCUGGAAAAAGAUUCGACUGUCUCUUCUCAGUACUUGGAACAUCUAGUCAUAAUCGGUAGCGAUGGCGGUAGGUCAUUUUAUGCCGGUUACGACCAUCUCAUGCCGAACGGGUUCCCGGUACCCGAUUUAGAAUAUGAUUUAUUUGCGACCUUCUCAAAUAAAGUUGAAGUGGGUACAAAUACAAGGGCUUACUGCUCAAAAACUAUUUCGGCUGUGAAAAUUGCAGAGAUACUCGACGAUAUCGUGAAGACUGACGAACAAUAUAACCAAGGCCUUGUACCAGCUGAUCCGAAGGAUCAAUCUUGUUUGGACUACAUGCAAAAAUUAUUGAUUGAUCAAGAUAUGGGUUUCAAACAACCUCUGAUAUCAGCAAAGACUCUAAGUCAGGAAGAUAAAUGUUCGACUAAUAACCUUAUCCGCUUGGCUUAUCGGGGUUUGAUAUCGGUGUCAGGGGCAUUUCGAUUCUUGGCUCCACAAAACAACGAAGCACAGUUGAAGGUAGUCAUGGAUAAACCUACCAGCCUGUUAGAUUUAAUGUAUACUCCUGAUCUACAUGGGUUGUUAAAAGAAAAGAAUUCCAACAAGCUGCUCCUUUGGUACUUUGGCCGUCUUCACAUUUUUAAAAAAGCUCUCCGCAGUGAAAUAUGGUAUCCAGAGACGCAAAUCGAUUUGGAGAAAGAAAAUGGUGCGACUCUCCUAAAUUUUAUUCGCAAACAUACCAAAAUAAUCGAAAAAUUGGACAAAGUAGUUGAAUCGUCAGGAGCUUCAGGUGGAUUUGGCGAACUUUGUCGGUCAAUAUUAUGCAGGGCCGAAUGGAGACGAACCAUUUCUAUCAAAGUAGCUGAAAUUAAUAGCUUAACAAUGCCCGCUUUUUCCAAGAUCGAUCCAAAAAUAUUAAAAAGUACAUCAUGA